UGAUACAGCGUUAUCCUAUAAAUACCUCUCCAUGAAGCUAAAGCUCUUCACUCACCCAUGAAAUAAUCCAUCUCCUUCUAUUUUUGUACUAUAAUAGACCUGACCUAAAAUAGUCACCAAAGCCACAAUGUGCUUGCUCGCUAAAUCACUUUCCAAGUUAUUCCAAGCCCUGCUUAUUCUCAUAUUUCUAUCUUCUAUAUCUUUCUUCAUCAAUUCUUCUGCUUCCGCUGCAACUUCAGUCUCUGCCGAUGCAAAGAGUGAUGAACCAGUUAAAGGGGGAAAGGAAGCUGAUUCUCUCUUAAAAUGGAAAGCCAGUCUUGAUAACCAAAGCCAAUCUGUUUUAGAUUCUUGGGUUGGCAGCAGGCCUUGCAGUUGGGUUGGGGUCACUUGUGAUAGCUCUGGAAGUAUCACCAAUUUGAGCCUCAUUAAUUUACGUUUAAGAGGUACGCUUCAUAGUUUCAAUUUUUCAUGCUUUCCCAACCUUUUAAGUCUUGAGAUUUGUAACAACUCAUUGUAUGGGACCCUUCCGUCACAUAUCUGUAAUCUCUCCAAAAUUACCUUAUUGAACAUGUCCGGCAAUCAUCUCACAGGAAAUAUUCCAUCUGAGAUAGGUUUGCUGACAAAUCUUUCUAAGCUUGAUUUGUCAAGUAACAAUCUCACAGGUUCAAUCCCUCCUUCCAUUGGAAAAUUGAGGGAGUUAUCAAUUCUUCGGCUUUUUGAAAACGAACUCUCUGGAUCCAUCCCCCAAGAAAUUGGGAUGCUUAGUUCUCUUUUUGAACUCUCUUUGGGCGAAAACAAUCUCAAAGGCUCAAUCCCUACUUCCAUAGCAAAUUUGAAAAAUCUUUCUAUUCUCUACUUGUGGGGUAAUAAACUUUCUGGUUCCAUACCUUCAGAAAUUGGGUUCUUAAAAUGUUUACAACAACUUGAACUAUCGAGUAAUGGUUUUACUGGUGUAAUCCCUUCAUCUAUUGGACACUUGAGAGAUUUGUUGAUUCUUGACCUUCAUGACAACAAACUCUCUGGCUCCAUACCUUCAGAAAUUGGGUUCUUAAAAUGUCUAAGAAAACUUGACUUGUCGAGUAAUGCUAUGUCCGGACCAAUCCCUCCUUCCAUUGGAAAUUUGAGAGAGUUAUCAUAUCUUAACCUUGGGAUCAACAAACUCUCAGGAUCCAUCCCCCUUGAAAUUGGGAUGCUUAGUUCUCUUUCUGAACUAUAUUUGGAGAAAAAUGAACUCACAGGUUCAAUCCCUACAUCAAUAGGAGAACUUAAAUCCCUUCACAUGUUGGAAUUGCCAUUCAACCAACUCAACGGUUCCCUGCCUUUGGAAUUCAAUAAUCUUACUCGUUUGAAGUCACUGCAUUUGUAUGGGAAUGGAUUCACUGGUCAUUUGCCAGAAAAUGUAUGCCUUGGAGGGUUGCUUGAAAAUUUCACUGCUGGCUGUAAUCAUUUCUCAGGUUCGAUCCCCAAAACCUUGAGAAAUUGUACUAGCUUAUUUAGACUUAGACUUGAUUGGAAUCAAUUAACAGGGAACAUUUCAGAAGAUUUAGGGAUAUACCCGCAUUUGAAUUUCAUUGAUUUGAGUAACAAUAGAUUUCAUGGAGAGCUUUCAUGGAAAUUGGGGAAGUGGAAAAACAUCACGUCAUUAAAAUUUUCAAACAACAACAUCUCUGGCAGCAUACCACCCGAGCUGGGAAAUGCUACUCAAUUACAUCUUAUUGACCUUUCCUGGAAUCAUUUGCAAGGGCAAAUUCCUAAAGAAUUGGCAAAGUUGAAGCUGUUGUUCAAAAUUUGUCUUAAUAACAACAAUCUUUUUGGCCUUGUCCCUUUAGAUUUGAAGGUGCUAUUUAAUCUGGAUGAACUUAAUUUAGCAGCAAAUAAUCUAAGUGGUUCAAUUCCUGGACAACUUGGAGAACUUCCACAUUUAUUGGUCUUGAAUUUGAGUGGAAAUGAAUUUACAGGAAGUAUUCCGUUUGAGUUAGGGAAUCUACAUUUUCUAGAAGUUCUUGAUCUUAGUCAAAAUUUGUUGAUGGGACAUAUGCCAAAACAACUUGGGCAAUUGAGAAAUCUAGAAGUGUUGAAUCUCUCCAAUAACAUGCUUUCUGGUUUGAUUCCAACCACUUUUGUUGAUUUGUGGGGCUUGACUACUGUGGAUAUAUCCUACAAUGAGUUAGAAGGUCCUAUUCCCAAUGUAAAAGCCUUCCGUGAUGCUCCAUUUAAGGCAUAUAGAAACAAUAAAGGCUUAUGUGGUAAUGCUAGUAGUCUAAAGGCUUGUACGUCUGUCAAAAGUGGUAAAACUCAGACAAAGAGCAAAAAAGUUGUCAUUCUGAUUUUACUUCCUGUUUUGGCCACCCUCUGUCUGUUGCUCUUGAUUGGAGGUCUCUUGAUUCUUUUUCGACUUAGAAAAAGAAAAGCCCAAUCAAGGGAAUCAAAAGAUGAAGAUAUACUGGUGAUACCUGGUCAUGAUGGGGAAUUACAAUAUGAAAAAAUCAUUGAGGCCACUGAGGAUUUCAACUCCAACUAUACCAUUGGAGCAGGUGGAAGUGGAGUCGUUUAUAAAGUUGUGCUGCCAUCAGGUCGAGUGUUUGCUGUGAAAAAACUUCAUCCAUUACAGGAUGACAAGUCAAGGAACUUGAAAGCUUUUGAAAGAGAGAUUCAAGUGUUGUUAGACAUUCGACAUCGAAAUAUUGUGAAGUUACAUGGUUUUUGUUCACAUUCAAAGCUCUCUUUUUUGGUUUAUGAGUUCAUGGAAAGGGGGAGUUUGAGAAGCAUUUUAACAAGUGAAGAGCAAGCAGCAGAACUGGAUUGGAUCAGAAGGCUAAAUAUUGUCAAAGGGGUGGCCAAUGCGUUAUCUUAUAUGCACCAUAAUUGCCCUUUUCCAAUCAUUCAUCGGGACAUUUCUAGCAACAACAUUCUUUUGGAUUCAAAAUACGAGCCUCAUGUAUCUGAUUUUGGCACAGCUAGGCUUUUAUUGCCUAACUCUUCCAACAGAACGUCCUUUGCUGGUACCUUUGGAUACACAGCUCCAGAAUUAGCCUACACAAUGCAAGUGAAUGAAAAAUGUGAUGUGUAUAGUUUUGGGGUGAUAGCACUGGAGUUAGUAAUGGGAAAGCAUCCAGGCAACCUCAUCUCAUCUCUUUGGUCAUCAGCAUCUUCCUCAUCACUGAAUGAUCAUCAUAAAUUGUUAAAGGAUGUGAUUGACCAGCGUCUUCCACUUCCUCAAAAUCAAGUUGCAGAGGAUGUUGUCUACAUUACCAUGUUAGCAUUUACAUGCUUGCGUAUCAAUCCCAAAUCUCGGCCUACAAUGCAACAAGUUUCCUCGAAGAUGAUUCCUAAGUAUCCUCUAAUUUCAAAGCCAUUCUCCACAAUAAAAUUAGAAGAACUAUUUCCCGAAAGUAGCACCGACGUUUGAAUAUUUUCUUGCAGGUCUAUAUAGAUGUGUCUUGGUUGUCUGUAUCUCUCCUUCCAGGUUUUUUCAGUUGGCAUGCGAUAUCUUAGGUUGGGUAUAUUAGGGUGGCCUAUUGGCUUGGUUUUAGCUAAAUUUUGUAAAAAUUAUUGUUUAUUAAAACAAAAACUAGUAUUACUACUUUUUAAGGCAAUUUAGCGCUAGAUCACUAAUCUCCUAGAGAUAAAAUUGCAUUAAACACAAAUUGCCUAAUUAUUUAAUUGAUUUUUUGUACUGUGAGGUUUUAAUCUCGUUACACUCGACUUCCAUUAAUAGAACAACGUUUGAAAUUGAGAAUA
Molecule: messenger RNA, 3741 nt
Organism: Hevea brasiliensis (rubber tree)
Lineage: Eukaryota; Viridiplantae; Streptophyta; Magnoliopsida; Malpighiales; Euphorbiaceae
Product: MDIS1-interacting receptor like kinase 2-like
Exons: 2
Coding region: 128-3409 (1093 amino acids)
Biological process (GO): protein phosphorylation
Molecular function (GO): protein kinase activity; protein binding; ATP binding
Source: RefSeq, a predicted model, not a curated record